This is a messenger RNA of Salvia hispanica, 1134 nucleotides long. RefSeq names its product glycosyltransferase family protein. The record is from RefSeq and is a predicted model, not a curated record. Lineage: Eukaryota; Viridiplantae; Streptophyta; Magnoliopsida; Lamiales; Lamiaceae. Gene Ontology annotation, biological process: positive regulation of SREBP signaling pathway.
ACAAUGAAAACUUUCCCAUUUUUGCUCUCUUAAUUCUGCAGCAUCGAUCCUUCCGCCCCACGCCUUACUAUUCCCAUGGUUGCUCAUCAUCGGAGCUUUACUAUCAUUUUACUAUCUCUAUUUAUUCUUCAAUUUUCUCCACCAGCUAAGGCCAUCAGGAAGGAUGUGAGCUUUCAGCUGAAACGGCAUUGUAAAACCACGGUGCAAGGAAGAUUCUACCUCGCUGAUGAUAAUGGUUAUGUAUGUGAUGCAUUCUCAGUUGACCCACGGUCUCGUUGUUGUCCAAGAAGAGGAGAUCAGUUCUCUUGUCAGGGAUGCAAUAUUGUUUCUCAAUGUUGCAACUCGUAUGAAUUCUGUGUUUCCUGCUGCUUGCAUCCGCAGAUGAUUAAUAAGGAACUGGCUUCAAACGUCCAAAUAGCAAAACCUGUGACUGCUGGAAUCUAUGGAAGUAUUUUUGAUUAUUGUGCUGGGAGGUGUCGCCAUAAUUCUGAGAGCGUGGUUCAUGAAAAUGCAUAUAUGAGUGAAUUUCAUCAUUGUUUUUCCAUACCAACUAAUUCAUCAGAAUCAUCAAGCACACAGCUGGAAAGACUAGCCGGCAUCAAUGUCAUUGUUGGAAGACAAGGAGAAUCUUGUGACUCCGUCUGCAAGUCUAAUGGAAAAUCUUGUGUGCCCAACAAGCUCUCUCUACUUAAUAACUGUCAAGUAAUAAAAAAAUACAUGAGCUGCAAAGGUGCCUGUUUGUCAAGUGUCGGAGCUGACCAACCAGCUGAAGUAGUUGAUGAUGCUCCGACAUAUCUGAACCCCGGAGCAUGCUUGUACACGGAAAGACAAUCUACACUUUCUUGCGACGGCUCUCACAGUCACACAAGGAGGCUUUGCCCCUGUGCAUAAGUUAACAUACAGUAUCCAUUUAGACAAUCAUCAUACAAGAGGAAGAACAGCAAGCUAUAAAUGGUUGUAGAUAGUUGUUUUUCUCCUACUUUUAACAGGAAUAUGUGGCUUAUCAUUAGGUUCUUUCAUUACCCUAUCCCUUGAAAGAGUUUCAAUGUAUAAUAUAGUCCAAAAUUUUGAAUAAUAUACUGUAAUCAUCUCUAGUUUUCGAUUUGUAUUUUUAUUGUUAUAAUCUUUGCACGA